Gadus chalcogrammus (walleye pollock) is the source of this 2822-nucleotide messenger RNA. RefSeq names its product serine/threonine-protein kinase D3-like. Lineage: Eukaryota; Metazoa; Chordata; Actinopteri; Gadiformes; Gadidae. The record is from RefSeq and is a predicted model, not a curated record. The transcript has 18 exons. Gene Ontology annotation, molecular function: ATP binding; protein serine/threonine kinase activity. The coding region runs from base 123 to 2822 and encodes 899 amino acids. Gene Ontology annotation, biological process: protein phosphorylation.
CCCGCGCCGCCAGCCCCAGCCCCUCUCGGGGGUCCGCCCACGGCCUGUCCUUCCUGCUGCAGAUCGGGCUGACCAGGGAGACGGUGAGCCUGGAGCCCGGGGAGCUCUCCCUGGGCGCCGUCAUGGAGCUGGUGUGCUCCGUCGUGGACCAGAAGUUCCCCGAGUGCGGCUUCUUCGGGAUGUUCAACAAGAUCCUCCUCUUCCGCCACGACCUGAGCUCUGACAACAUCCUGCAGCGCGUGGGCGCCGCCCAGGACAUCCAGGAGGGCGACCUGGUGGAGGUGGUGCUCUCCGCGCUGGCCACGGUGGAGGACUUCCAGAUCCGCCCCCACGCGCUCUAUGUCCACUCCUACAAGGCCCCGGCCUUCUGCGACCACUGCGGGGAGAUGCUCUGGGGCCUGGUGCGACAGGGCCUCAAGUGUGAAGGCUGCGGGCUGAACUUCCACAAGCGCUGCGCCUUCAAGAUCCCCAACAACUGCAGCGGCGUCCGCAAGCGCCGUCUGUCCACCGCCUCGCAGACCGCCGGCGUGCUCAGCCUCCCCCGGCCCUCCCUCAGCGCCGAGUUCACCCCCCCUGCCCCGGAAGAGCGCCCCCUGCUGGCGGCGGGGAAGAGGAACUCCCUGCUGAGUGGCCGGCCCAUCUGGAUGGAGAAGAUGGUUCUGGGCCGCGUCAAGGUGCCGCACACCUUCUCCGUACACUCCUACACCCGGCCCACCGUCUGCCAGUACUGCAAGAGACUGCUGAAGGGCCUGUUCAGACAGGGCCUGCAGUGCCGAGACUGUAAGUUCAACUGCCACAAGAGAUGUGCGGCCAAGACCCCGCGGGACUGCCUGGGCGAGGUGGACUUCAACGGAGAGCCCACCAGCCCCAGCCCCGACCCCCUGGAGCGGGGGUCCCUGGACCGGGGGUCCCUGGACCCCGGCAUGGAGGUGGACUCGGGGGACGCGGGCAGCGAGGGGGGCCGCAGCGCCGAGGACCAGGACGAGGUCGGGGGUCUGGAGGACAAGAUGUUCGACAUGGAGGGGCCGAGCGCUGAGGGGGACCGGGACGAUGACACGCUGAGGGCCAUCAGCCCCUCCACCAACACCAACAUCCCCCUGAUGCGGGUGGUCCAGUCCAUCAAGCACACCAAGAGGAGGAGCUCCACCGUGGUGAAGGAGGGCUGGAUGGUGCACUGUAGCAGCCGAGACCCCCUGAGGAAGAGGCACUACUGGCGUCUGGACAGCAAGUGUCUGACGCUCUUCCAGAACGAGAACGCAGCCAAGUACUACAAGGAGAUCCCGCUGUCGGAGAUCCUGCAGGUGGAGCGGGUCCAGGAGGGGGCCUGUCUCCCCCAGAGCCCCACCGGGGGGCCCCCGGGGGCCAGCCUCCCCCGGAGCCCCUCUGGGCCCCUGGGGGGCGGCCUCCAGCAGAGCCUCACCGUUCCCCAGGGAGCCAACCUCGUCCAGGGCCCCGCCGGGCCCCCGGGGGCCAGCCUCACCCGGAGCCCCAGCCUCACACUGCCCCCGGGGGCCAGCCUCACCCGGAGCCCCUCCGGGCCCCCCCAGGGCCUCACCCUCCCGCAUGGAGCCGCCCCCCCCCAGGGCCCGACCAAUCCCCACUGUUUCCUGAUCGUGACCUCCAGCGUGGUGUACUACGUGGGGGAGAACCCGGGCCGCCUCCCCCCGGGGCUGGCGGCGGCGGGGGUGGGCCUGGAGGCCGCCCAGGGCUGGGAGAAGGCCAUCCGCCAGGCCCUGAUGCCCGUCACCCCCCAGCCCAGCCUGGGGGGGGCCCCGGGCCAGAGCCGGGACCAUAAGGACCUGUCCAUGAGCAUCUCCGUGUCCAACUCCCAGAUCCAGGAGAACGUGGACAUCAGCUCGGUGUACCAGAUCUUUGCAGACGAGGUCUUGGGUUCCGGACAGUUUGGGAUCGUCUACGGUGGCAAGCACAGGAAGACGGGCCGCGACGUGGCCAUCAAGAUCAUCGAUAAGAUGAGGUUCCCCACCAAGCAGGAGAGCCAGCUGAGGAACGAGGUGGCCAUCCUGCAGAACCUGCACCACCCCGGCGUGGUGAACCUGGAGAACAUGUUUGAGACCGUGGAGCGGGUGUUUGUGGUGAUGGAGAAGCUCCACGGAGACAUGCUGGAGAUGAUCCUGUCCAGCGAGAGGAGCCGGCUGCCAGAACGCCUCACCAAGUUCCUUGUGACGCAGAUCCUGGUGGCCCUGCGACACCUGCACCUCAAGAACGUGGUCCACUGUGACCUGAAGCCGGAGAACGUUCUGCUGGCCUCCGCAGAACCCUUCCCCCAGGUGAAGCUGUGCGACUUCGGCUUCGCCCGCAUCAUCGGGGAGAAGUCGUUCCGGCGCUCGGUGGUGGGGACCCCCGCCUACCUGGCCCCGGAGGUGCUGCGCUCCAAGGGUUACAACCGCUCGCUGGACAUGUGGUCGGUGGGCGUCAUCGUGUACGUCAGCCUCAGCGGGACCUUCCCCUUCAACGAGGAGGAGGACAUCAACGACCAGAUCCACAACGCCGCUUUCAUGUACCCGCCCAACCCCUGGAAGGACAUCUCCGGGGACGCCACCGACCUCAUCACCAACCUGCUGCAGGUGAAGAUGAGGAAGCGCUACAGCGUGGAGAAGGCCCUCAGCCACCCCUGGCUCCAGGACUACCAGACGUGGCUGGACCUGCGCGGGUUCGAGACGCGGCGCGGUGAGCGCUACAUCACCCACGAGAGCGACGACGCCCGGUGGGAGGAGCACGCCGACGCCCGCGGCCUGCCCGCGCCCAAGCACUUCAUCAUGGCGCCCAACCACGACCGCAUGCUGGAGGGCCACUCCGACUAG